AUGUCGAUGUUAUCAAAUUCUAAUAUAUUAAUUCUUAUUAUUAUGUCAAUUUUAUUUUUGUCAGUACAUGGUCAUAGAGAAAAAAAACAAGGUGAUGCUUUAUGUCCAAAUCUGAUUAGUGUACUCUGCGUUAAAAAUGUUCUUUUGGAUAUUUCAAAUGCGGCUGAUGAGAUCAAUAUUAUAGCUAAUAAGAUCGAACAAUAUAUUCUUGACCACGAACCAAAUUCAGAAGCUCUUAAAACAUACAUCGAUGAUAAAACGAAAUAUAUAAAAUCGAAUCUAUUGAGAUCAGAUUAUCAUGAUCGGUUUAUGAGUAUUCAAAAUAAUAUUAAUAAAACGGAUUUUAUUAAUUUAAUUCAAGAAGAACAUAAUGCUUUUAGUUAUUUGUAUAAUUCAAUACAUAAUAUUUUAAAAAUAAGAAAUAUUUUUGGUACAUCAGUUGAUGAUUCAUUUAAAACAAUUUUAAAUAAUUUACAAAAGAAUAUUUUAUGUAAAUAUCGUAGUAUUUUACAUGUUUAUUCUGAUUCAUGGUCACGAAUAGAUGAAAUUAAUGGUAUUGAAAUAUUAAGAAUGCGAAAACGAAAUGCUCCAUCAUUUUUUCAUAAUGCUUACUCAAUGAUAGUUGUUCAAUUAUUACAAGAAUGGAUAAAAAAUGUCAAUAAUAUUGUUGUCAAUAUAGAUAGCAAAUAUCUUCGUUGA
Molecule: messenger RNA, 699 nt
Organism: Rotaria sp. Silwood2
Lineage: Eukaryota; Metazoa; Rotifera; Eurotatoria; Philodinida; Philodinidae
Source: the annotation of a GenBank genome assembly